AAACUAAAAUUCUCCUCUGGCUUUCACUGAAUAUGCCAUAUUUUACUUUUUUACUUAUUUAAUCAGAGUUGCUAAAGAUGUUUUACUACCCAACAGUUUUAAAGCGUCAUUCUGGAUGUUUUUCUACAAUCUGGCUGGUUGCUACAAAAGGGAUCAGAGUUACUCGGCGAGACUUUCUAAAAGUCAACGUUAAAAACACCUGUGAUGACAUCAUGAACUACGUGCUGGAACGUGUCCCUCCUCCUCGGCCGGACCUGCCGCGGCCUCGGUUCUCCCUGUACCUCUCCUCUCAGCUCCAGUAUGGCGUUAUUGUGGUAUACCACCGUCAGUGUGCUAUUCUGCUGGAGGAUCUUCAGUCCAUCGUGGGCCAGCUGAUGAAGCAGAGAACCUUGAAGAAAAUUGACAUGGAUGAACACGUUAGGCAACCUCUUCUUUUCCCAGACCAUCUGUUGCUCUCAGAAGAAACAGAGGGGGCCCCGGACCCGUUAUUCGGAGUGAUGCGCAUGCAGGAAGCCAUGCCCAGUCCAACUGUACUGAUACAGGCAUAUCUGAGGGAAGAGUCUCCUGAACAACCAGAACUGAUCAGUCCUGUGGCUACUCCAAAAAGUGCUAUUACCGCCUCUCCUGAAACCAUCACACUUCAAGACAAAGAGCCUGUUACUAUCCCCUCCGCUGAGUUUGAAGGGAUGGAGCUCGAUGAUCAACCUCAAGAUAUCAUUGACGUUCUGUUGGCGGAACCUGGUCAUUUUCCAGAAGAAGAACUGGAGAUAGUGAUGGCAGAAGAGCAAGAGAGGGAGAUAGAAAGAGAGGAAGAUGCAGAAAUAAAGACGACAAAAGAGCUAACAGGAUCCACUCUUGAGAUACAGCCCACACUGUCCGGGGAAGAAGCCAUACUGCUGCCUCAGGAGGAACCAGGUAUGCCCUCAAAGACAGCUGAGCUCCCCGCUGACCAGCUGACACCUGUCUCUGCUCCUGUCUUGCCCUCUCCUCCAUCUGCAGAGGAACAUGAAGCUCCCAGAAGAGAGCUAGAGGUUGACCCAUCUCUUCCUGAGGAGACGAGGAGGAAGAGAAAGAAACAGCUGAUCUUCUUUGACCCAGAGACACAGAUUUCGGAGGACAUACUGCAGCAACAGAUCAGCAACCCUCUGAUUGAGACCAGACGCCUGCUUCUUCCUUCUCUGUCUCACAGGAUUGUCCCUGUUUCUGAUUUACUCAACAAACCCUGUGGCUCCUUGCCUCAGGAUGUUCUGUUUCUAUGGAGACAAGCUGCUGUCAUCACACCUCUCUCUGGCUCCGACCUGCAGGUCGGAGAGAGAGGGCUCGAAUCCACUGACUCCGAGAAGGAACGAGAGCUUGAGACAGCUCCGAGAGAGGAUGAGAGGCCGGAGCUCAGCUUCAAGGAGGUUGCAAGGGAGAUGACAGAGGCGGAGCUGUUUGAUAUUCCAGGUCCAGAAAUGGGCUCCCUGCCACUCGAGGCCUCUGACCAAAGAGAAGUGUCUCGAGAAAUUUCCCCCAUCAGGUCCACCCCAGACACAGAAAGGUCGGCCGUAUCCAGAUCUGCGUCCAUACUGAAGGACAUACCAGAGGAGCUGGAGGAAGAACCUCAGAGAGAAGCAGUGGAGUUUUGGGGGAUGAUAGCAGAUUUACCAGAGUCUGAAGAGCCACCUGUGCUCUUCCACUCUCUUCUGCCACCGGAGGCCAACCGCAGAACUGUCAGCAACAUUUUUCACAGGCUUUUGGCAUUAUUAUCAGCCGGGAAGUUGCAGGCGGAGCAAGAAGAGCCUUAUGGGGACAUCAUGAUCUUACCGGGUCCUCGCAUCGAUGAGAUACAGCUGACUUUGUGAUGUGUAAACAGACCUCCACAACACACAGAAUACUUGUUUUUUUUCCCGUUGGUGUUUCUGAUAUUGAUUCUGUCAACUUUGUGACAAUUUCUACACAGAAUGAAUUCCCAGAUUUCACAUUUUAUAAAGUCGUCAUUUCAUGAAAUU
Messenger RNA from Thalassophryne amazonica, 1991 nucleotides. RefSeq names its product meiotic recombination protein REC8 homolog. NCBI's taxonomy places the organism in Eukaryota, Metazoa, Chordata, Actinopteri, Batrachoidiformes, Batrachoididae. The coding region runs from base 78 to 1844 and encodes 588 amino acids. Gene Ontology annotation, molecular function: chromatin binding; protein binding. The record is from RefSeq and is a predicted model, not a curated record. Gene Ontology annotation, cellular component: synaptonemal complex; cohesin complex. The transcript has 17 exons. Gene Ontology annotation, biological process: synaptonemal complex assembly; mitotic sister chromatid cohesion; replication-born double-strand break repair via sister chromatid exchange.